Closterium sp. NIES-65 is the source of this 1863-nucleotide messenger RNA. Lineage: Eukaryota; Viridiplantae; Streptophyta; Zygnematophyceae; Desmidiales; Closteriaceae. The record is from the annotation of a GenBank genome assembly.
AUGCCUCCGAAAGCGAGACCUGCUAAAUCUGCUAAGCCUGCUAACAAGAUGGAUCCUGCUGCUGCUGCUGCUACGCUUGUGAUCCCGACCGCGGGUCCUUCAUCAAGGUCGAUCUCGGCCACUGUAGUUCCUUCGAAGUCGACACGUACGCUUUUUGCAGAAGAUGAUACAGAGUUCCUGACGUUGUUGGCCAAGUUGGCUGCUUUCCGGAUUGAACAGGCUGCUGGUGGGAAGCACGACAACGGGAAAGGAAAAGAUGCUGAUUUUAAGGAUGCAGUGUCGGAUGCAGAGGAGGAUCACUCUGCAGAAGAGGAAGAUGGAGUCUCAUCCGGUGCUGCUCAACGUACCUGCUUCCUUGAUUAUGAGGAUGAUGGCCUCAUGGCUCAUGACCCGAAGGAAUGUUUUGAGGAGAAAGCGAAGGAGGAGCUGGCGGCGAAGCUGUGCUUCCCGCUCACCUUGCUGAUUCCCAGUGAUCACCUGCAGGAGGUGACCUCAAUGUGGUGGAGGAUCCGCUCCUGGAUAAAUCCCCGGUGGGGGGGGCCGGCAGGGGAGAAUGACAGGCUGAUGCAUCUAUUCGGAGGUCUCCUCAUGUCUGACGCGCUCUGCGCGCUGAACCCCGGCGCUCGAGAAUACACCUUUUACGCGAGACCGAUGAAGUCGAGUUCACAGAUUAACCGGAUUCUGGUGUCGGCUGAGUUGCUCCCCGCGGUGGUUGAAGCUUCCCACAUUCGGUCGUUGAGGGGCAUCUCGGACCAUAAGUGUGUCGUUAAGGUGGUGCUAGAAGCGAACCUGAGACUGCACAUGGGCCCAGGCAUCUGGCGGUUAACAUCUACAGACACGGCGAAGCCAGGGGUGGAGAAGGUAAUCAAGGCGGUCACGAAAAAGCAUCAUGAGAAAGGGUCCAGAAAUUUCGGCUCUCUGCUUAUCACAUUGAAGGCGCCGCUCAGGAGAUACGCGACGGAGGAGCGGAAGCGUGAGCUUGCGACGUUACGGCACCUGGAACUUGCGGUCUCCGGCUUGCAGCAAGAGCUGCUGCGGGAGCCUCAUCGUGAUGACCUGCGCUGUAGCUCUACUGACAUGUUGAAGGGCGACUUCAUGGGUUUUGUAAAUCAAUUGGAGGCGUCUGCGGUACUCCCGAAGGAAGUGCAGGAGGCGGUAACCAUCCUGCUGUAUAAGAAGGGACCAAUGGAGCAAAUACAGAAUUAUAGGCCCAUCACUCUUAUGACGAGCUCGUACAAGGUGGUGGCGAAGCUACUUGCUAACCGCAUGAAGAAGGUUCUGAGCACGGUUAUCUCCAAGGAGCAACAAGGUUUUCUCCCUGGAAAGCAACAAAUUGGGCGUGAGCAGGGGCUCUUGGAGGAGUUUGGAGCUCGCUCAGGGUUGCGGGUCAACAAGGAGAAGUCGGCGUUGCUUCCGCUGGGGAAGAACUUGAAAAAAGAAAAAGACGUGGAGUCAGGCUUUGCGUGGGUCGAGCCAAAUGACGCGGAGAGAUUACUGGGAAUAUGGGUCUCUCCUUCGGGGAGCGCGGAAGUCACCUGGGACAAGACGCUUGCCAGAGCAGCGGAGGAACUCACUAAAUGGACGUCACGACAUCUUACCACAACGGCGAGGGUGGCAGAGAUUAACGCAUACGUCUGCCCGAUCUUAGCUUUCCAGGGCCAGAUCUUGCCGAACGGGAAGAAGCCGGUGGGGCGGCAGAAGGCGGUGAAGGGCUUGGAGCUGAUCAAGCUAGGCGGCUUUGUCGGCCUUGCAAAUGACGGUGUGCGUUUUUUCAAAGACGAGAAGAUGCUUGAGAAAGAGCUCGGCACGCUUGAGAAAGCGCGGAAGGCGCUUAAGAUUUUCAGCAGCGUGCUGGACUCCUAG